AUGUCGCUUUCAACCGAGUCUAACUCUUCGCAAAAACUGUGCGCUCCGAGACCAUUGCGGCGUUGCCGUAGCGCUUCGCCGGUGCCCCCGAUUCGGCCACCAAUCAUCUCUCCAGAGCGUCAGAAUCUUCUCAAAAAAUCGUGGAGUCGCGUUCCACGCCAACAAUUUGGCAGAUCCGUUCUUCAAUGCUUCAAUUCGUCAGUCGGAAGUUCGAAAAACUUGUUCGUCGAUAGCGAAACAGCGCUUCGCCACAAUAAAUACUUUGUGGAUUUGGUUCAGACAUGCAUUGAAAACUUAGCUGAUCUCGAGAAAGGUCUCAAGCCGUGGUUGGACACGAUUGGAAGAGGACAUGCCGGAUUUAAAAUCACAGCAAAACAUUGGGAGAAGUUUGGUGAAUGCCUUCUAGCAACAAUCUCCGAGUGGAUUGGCCCUGGAAAACAGCAUAAGGAAACGAUCAAAGCAUGGAUGGUUUUGUCAUCAUUCCUCACGGAUCGUCUAAGCGCCGCAAGCCGCACCGCAACUCAUUCACCUAUGCUUACACCACGUGUUCAACUGAUGACCGGUAAGUCACAAUUCGAAUGGAGCUAA
Messenger RNA from Caenorhabditis bovis, 588 nucleotides. NCBI's taxonomy places the organism in Eukaryota, Metazoa, Nematoda, Chromadorea, Rhabditida, Rhabditidae. The record is from the annotation of a GenBank genome assembly.